Molecule: messenger RNA, 3967 nt
Organism: Cylas formicarius (sweet potato weevil)
Lineage: Eukaryota; Metazoa; Arthropoda; Insecta; Coleoptera; Brentidae
Product: voltage-dependent calcium channel subunit alpha-2/delta-3-like
Exons: 25
Coding region: 75-3713 (1212 amino acids)
Cellular component (GO): voltage-gated calcium channel complex
Molecular function (GO): voltage-gated calcium channel activity
Source: RefSeq, a predicted model, not a curated record
CUCAACGGUGCCAAAAAUUCUGUUUUAGGAAAUUAUUGAAAUUGCUAAAAAUCAAGUGUGUUUGAAUGGGAAAAAUGUGCCGAAAAGUAUCAUUAGUAGAUUUUUUUUUGUGCGGAUUAAUAGUUUUAAGUUUAGAGGAAACAGCGGGUUUCUCUAACGGUGCCGAUCCGAGGGGAAUUGAAAAAAUUAUAAGGAGCAUUCAACGAGAAACUUUAGAACUAGUAGAUAUUUGGUCAGUAGAAAUCGGAAAAAGGCUGACAGAUUUAAGCGAAACCAUAACAAGACAAGAACAGGUGAAACAUAGCUUUAAGAAUUUGGAAAAUCAUUUGGUUAAAAUUACGGGACACGAUUUGAUAGAGGAAGUUGCGGGUUCCAUAACAGAAUUGAUGGCAAAAAAGGCAGAAGGAGUACAGAGAAUAGCAGAAUAUGCAGAAUUUCUGUCCUACUACCGAAACAAUGACUCAAUGAGACCCAUAGAUAAAUAUUUUUUCUACGAUUCGGAUGAAAUUAAAUUCACCGAAGAAAACGAAACCAGGUCUAUCGAAAUUGAAGAUGAAAUCUUUACGAGAGAGUGUCACUGGAUGUGUUACCAAAUUCAUUUGAAGAAUCUCGAUCAAAACAUAUACGACAAUAAAACAAGGUACGAACUGUUUCGGUCUCGAUCGUUAUUUGAAAAUAAUGGAAGAGCGUGCAACUGCAGCAAUCCUCCAGUUAUGUUUCCAUUGGAGAACUGGGAAAUUUUGCCUAUGAAACACGAUCUGAGAUUUAAUGAGAAGAUCAAUUUGGACGUUAGCGCUGUUAAAGUGGCCGCAAACGUUUACGAAAGGGAUCCCGUUGUAAUGGAAGCAAUACACUGGUCAGAGCCCUUAGAUAUGAUCUUUAAACAGAAUUUUAUUGACGAUCCAGAAUUGACAUGGCAAUAUUUUGCCAGUCCGUUAGGAUUGAUGAGGCAUUAUCCUGCUGUGAAAUGGUCAGACGAACAAUACCUGCAAACGUAUGAUUUUAGAACGAGAUCCUGGUAUACGGAAGCGAUGACUUCCCCGAAAGAUAUUAUAAUUUUGCUCGAUAAAUCGGGAUCUAUGAAGGGCACGAAACGAGCUUUGUCUAUGCAGAUAGUAAAUAAUAUUCUGGAUACUCUAAACGAUAACGACUUCGUCAAUAUUUAUACUUUUACCAACUACACCAGACCGCUCGUCAAUUGUUUUAAUGAUACUCUGUUUCAAGCUAAUGAAGAGAAUCUGAGACUGUUAAGAGAAAAUCUGCCUGUGUACGAUCUCGAAUUUGUUGCGGAUUUGUCUGUGGGUCUUCAAAAAGGCUUCGAAAUAUUGAAAAAUUUCAGACUGAUGGGAACCAGUUCAAAAUGCAAUCAGGCGAUUAUGCUCAUUACAGAAGGGAUUGAUUACUACUAUGACAUCUCAAUUUUUAAUUAUUCGAACUGGGCUCAAGAUUUUCCAGUCCGCAUAUUUACCUAUCAAAUCGGAGCGGAGGAAACAGACGAAAAACACAUGGAGUUCAUCGCCUGUUCUAAUAUGGGGUAUUAUGUUAACAUUUCUGUCAUGUCAGAUAUUAGAGAAAAAAUUUUAAAUUAUUUGAACGUGAUGUCCAGACCUAUAAAUUUAAAUUAUCAAAAAAGGCAAGUUCCAAUUUGGAGCUAUCUCUACGUCGAUCUGGCCGAUAGGAGAUUGUCUAACUGGUUAUGGAGAAAAUACGAAGGAAUAAGACAGAGGGAAGUGUUUUUGGAUCACGUACAAAGGCGCGUCGAAAGACUUCAAUUACAGUUUUCUACGCUCAAUCACAUGCUUUUAACCGAAUCCCACGAAUUUGAAAAAUACGAAAAAAGGCAAGACUAUAAAUAUAUGACUACAGUUUCCUUACCAGUGUACGGCCGAAGAAAUAACGAGUUUGAUCUAAUUGGGGUCGCUGGUAUCGAUGUUCCAAUUAAACUUCUAAAAUCAAGGAUCGCUCAAGACAAAAUUGGAGUUAAUGGCUACGCGUUUAUAAUCACGAAUAAUGGGUAUAUCUUGAUGCAUCCGGAGCAUAGAACCGAGUUCGAAGGUAUCUUAAAACCUACAUUCAACAGAGCAGAUUUCCUGGAAACCGAAAUUUUGGAUGACGAACGGGAACCCAGACUGUUCGGUGAAGAAAUAGUCAAAUUACGGGAGCAAAUGCUGAAUCGACAAGGAAAAGAAGCGACGCUUAAAAUUAAAUACACCCUGGAUGACAUGAGGCGAAUUGUAAGAGCAACGACACACUACUAUUUUAGAGAAGUUGGCCCUUUUACAUUAUGUAUAGUGUUACCAAAUGGUUACGGAUUCGUCAAGGUUAACAGACAGCGUGCAAAUCCAAAAUUGCCCGAUCCCACUCCUGAAUUCAUCGUUGAUAAUAAAAAUUGGGUAGUACAUCCUGACUGGAUAUAUUGCAAAAACUGUCCGCACACAAUAACUGAUCCAAUCAGGAAAGUGGAAUAUGCGUACUUUAAUCCAUCACACAGAACGAGUUUGUACCAUGAUGUCAUGUACGACAUAGAUGUUACUCAGUGGUUUGACGAUCCCAUUCCAGAUGAGGACAAAUUUGUGGAUCCUUAUCUUGUCCACAAAGUAUUCAUAUCUACGGCAUCAGGAUUGACAAGGUUUAAAUUUUUCAACAGUGAUAUUUUUCAAAAUGUUUACGACGAGGCGGAACCUGCGUACGACAAAUCUGUGGACGAAGAUUGGUACCAGCGAUCCGUUGAAGAAAACACCAAAAACGGAAAUAUGUUUCUUUACUCGGUGCCCUUUGAGAUUUCAGGAUACGAAAAUAAUACUAUGAUAAGAGGCACCAAGGCAAUUUUUGUUGAAAAAGGCGGACUAAAAACCCCUGUUGCGGUUGUAGGACUACAGUUUAACCAUCAAGCGAUGUUCAAGCUGUAUGAAACAAUAACACGAAAGUCCAACAAAAGAAGAGGCGAGAGGAUAAUUACGUGCGUCUCUGAAUUCUUGGAAUGCUUCAUUCUUGAUAACAACGCCUACAUAGUACUCAGCGAUGAAAUAGAAUACACCGGUAGAUUUCUGGGCGACAUAAAGCCAGGAAUCAUGAACUAUCUUGUUCAAGAAAAGGUUUACGAAGCUACAAGAAUGUUCGAUUACCAGGCGAUCUGUCAACUUGAACCUCCGGAAGCCCCUGCCCCUGAUAAAUGUAAUAAACCGAAAAGUAAUUCAGUGAAAAUUACGUCGUUGUUUCAGCUGCUAAUUAACAACGUCGUACAUUUGUUAUCCUGGCUACUAUCGACCGUUCUAUUUCUGAUUAAAUCUGUCACCUGCGCCACCGACGAAGUGAUUAAAGCGGAAACGAAAGCAUUCGAAACACUUAUGAUUAAAAAGACUUUUCCGACACCAUGCGACAGACAGAUGUGGCUCUACACCCUGAAAGAUAACUUCAGACCUACGUUUUUCGAUAACGAUACGGCAAAAUUCAGUUGCAACUGGCCUUAUGUAGCAAGAAAAAUUCCCAACACGAAUUUGUUAUUUUUGGCGAUCAAUGGCAAAUGUGGAACUGAGAAUUCGUUUACUAACACCCCAGAACCAACGCCCAUCAUUUACAAUGUUUCCCUGCCUUGCUACAUAGCCACAAUGAACAAUUACACGCGGAAGCCCUACAUGAACUGCUACAAAAAACACGAAGGGGAAGCUAUGUUAAAUAAGAAAACCUACUAUUGCGGCCAUACGUGGAAUUAAUUCAGCAGAAACGCCAGCUUGAAUAAUUAGUAAAAAUAAGAAUGCAAUUUGCCGAAAUUUAAAUAAAUUUGUCUUCCUUAAUGUAUUUCCCUUUAUUCUGAGUCAGAUUUAACAUCACUAAAUUUUGCUUAAUGGAAUGCGAUGGUGUUUAAGUUUCCCGCCUCGCAACAUUUUAUCGCUCACACAGAGUAAAUAUUGCAGGUCUAGCGCGAUUUCGUCUCGCAAUUCAACAUCAAAAAUAAUUUUAAAGCAAA